GGUGCCCUGCGAGUUGGUCCCUGCGUGUCCAGCGGGCGCCGGGGGAUCUGGCCGGCUCCGGCCCUGCCUGGUUAAAGAUUAAGGAGGUUCCCGUAAAUCAGCCGGGGAUGCGGAGGCAGCCGGGGGCGGGGGACGGGCAGGGCGGUGCGGGGGCAGCCGAGGGGGCGGGAUGCGGCCCCGCGUCGUGCUCUGCCCUCCUCAGGCACCCGCUGGACGAGGGGGGGGGGAGCGGCGCUCCUGUCACCCACCACCACCGGGACUCCCGGGUGACGGGUGUCCCCGGCCGCCCCAGACCCGUCUGACGCCACGCACCCGUCCAAGGGGUGCGGCCGGAGAACCUCGUCGCGCCCGCCCCGGGGCGUGAUCCCACGGAGCCCAUCCCCGUGAUACCGGGCACUGAUCACCAUGGCAGUGAGGAUCGCCAAGGACGAGCCGACGGAGGGAUGUUUUGGGGUGCAGCCCCCUCCCUGGAGGCGUGUUCUGGACGGCCCCAGCCACCCCCCGCCCGUCCCACAGGAGCUGGAGGAGGUGCGGCGCUGGGAGGGGGCCCGCGAUGUGCGGCCGCUGGACCGGAACGUGCUGCGCUGGGAGGGGCUGCUGCUGCCCAACAACCCCCCGUACAACGCGGGUGCCUUCCGCUUCGAGCUGACCUUCUCCCCCCACCACCCGCUGGUGCCCCCCCGCGCCACUCUCCGCACCUCCAUCUACCAUCCCAGCGUGGACCCCGAGGGUCGCGUCUGCCAGCCCCUCACCACCCAUGAGCACUGGGCACCCACCACCCGCGCCGUCCAAGUGCUGCAGGACCUGCUGCUCCUACUGGACAGCCCCGACCCCCAGCGAGUGCUGCGGCCAGACCUGGCCCGGGAGCUGCAGGAGCACCCCGAGGAGUUCUGGCACCGGGCACGGGAACACACCCGGCUCCAUGCCGAGCCGCGCCCCGACCCCCCCGGCCCCUGAGAACCCCAACCCGGGGACACCUCGACUUCCUCCCUCCUUCCCUAUGCCAGCUGGGGCUGGCCCUGGCAUCACCCCUGCCUUGGUGCCAGACCUUGGCCAUGGGGGUCCCCUCUGGCACCACAAAGAGGGUCCUGGCCCCCCACAGGAGCUGUCCCCCUGUACACAAGGCAAUAAAUUU
Molecule: messenger RNA, 1135 nt
Organism: Empidonax traillii (willow flycatcher)
Lineage: Eukaryota; Metazoa; Chordata; Aves; Passeriformes; Tyrannidae
Product: ubiquitin-conjugating enzyme E2 L5-like
Exons: 4
Coding region: 406-957 (183 amino acids)
Source: RefSeq, a predicted model, not a curated record